Messenger RNA from Colius striatus (speckled mousebird), 1545 nucleotides. It is a transcript of the gene ASZ1, whose product is annotated as ankyrin repeat, SAM and basic leucine zipper domain containing 1. The coding region runs from base 1 to 1545 and encodes 514 amino acids. Lineage: Eukaryota; Metazoa; Chordata; Aves; Coliiformes; Coliidae. Gene Ontology annotation, cellular component: pi-body. The record is from RefSeq and is a predicted model, not a curated record. Gene Ontology annotation, molecular function: protein binding. The transcript is spliced from 13 exons. Gene Ontology annotation, biological process: piRNA processing.
AUGGCCGCCGUGCCCUGGGAGUCGCGCGUCGUGGUGAGGGACGACGACAGCGGCGAUAGCGGCGACGACGGCUGGUGUAUCGGUUUUGUGCGGUGUGAGUCGCAGGUGGGCACCGAUCUCUCGUCUUCUGGAGCCCUUCGGGCGGGAGCGGGGCGGUCUGAGCGUGGGGGAACGCAGUCGGAUGAAAUGUUGCACGAAGACAAGAAUGAAGUAUUAAAGAAGGCUCUAUUUCGUGGUGAUGUGUCUUUAAUUGAAGAACUUUUAAACUCUGGUGUAAGCAUAGAAUCUCGCUUUCAAUUUGGAUGGACUCCCCUGAUGUGUGCUGCCAGCGUGGCUCAUUUUGCCGUAGUUGGUCUUCUUUUGGACAGAGGUGCUAAUGCAUGCUUUGAAAAAGAUAAGUACACUGUGCUGAUGGCAGCAUGUGCUGCACGUGCUUCCGAGGAAAACGUCUUGAAGACUGUAGAACUGCUUCUAUCAAGGAAUGCUGACCCUAACCUUACUUGCAGGAGACAAAUGACUCCACUGAUAUAUGCAGCUAGCAAAGGCUAUCCUGAAGUUGUUGCUCUUCUUGUUGCUCAUGGAUCACACAUAGAUGCCCAAGAUGAUAAUGGAUAUUCAGCAUUAAUGUGGGCAGCACAGCACGGACAUAAAAGUGUAAUAUUAAAGUUGCUUGAGCUGGGUGCUGACAAAAAUCUACAGACUAAGGAUGAGAAAACAGCAGCAGAGCUUGCAAAAGCCAAUAACCAUUCAGAGAUUCACAGUUUACUCUCUUUGUCUACAAAUCAUUUGCAAAGGAGAUACUGUGGAACGAGUAAGCAAGAGGCCAUCUGCAAAUUUAUGACACCUAUCACUGAGCACAGAGUUGGUUCCUAUUCAGCUUUUGGUGACUUGGAAGUGUUUUUACAUGGUCUUGAUCUAGAGCACAUAAUAGGAUUAUUGAAGGAAAGAGAUAUAACUUUAAGACAACUUCUGGUCAUGCAAAAAGAUGAGAUAAGACAGAUUGGCAUUACAAAUCCUGGAGAUCAACAGAAACUCCUAGAUGCUAUUAGCAGUCUACAAGAGGAAGGAAUAAACAUUGGAGACCUCGCUGAAGUGACAAAGCUGGAAUUGAGUGAAGAUGAACUCCUCAAGUUUCUUCAGCAGCUGAACAAAGAGUGUAAUAAGCUGAUUGUUUCUGUGCAGACCAUGAAUAAGCAUUUUCUUGAAAAUUCUCACAAGAUAGUGCAGUGGGCACCGACCAGGUGUCUUCCUAAAUCCUGCAAAGACUCGAUUUACAGUGUUGAAAAGCUGCGAGAAGAAGUAACCAAAAUGCAGGACCUGAUGGUGAAGCACGAACAGGAGAGUGAACCCAGCCAAGUGAAACUUCCAGAUAAAGCACCGAUCUUCAGGAAAAGAUUAGUAAAAAUGGGAGCAGUAGUGUUGUUUGGAAUUGGUUUUGUCUUCUUUAUAACUAAGGUAGUGAUCAAGAAAAAAAACCCUGUCUUUAGCGCGAUGAAUACUUUUGGAAAAUUUGGUCACAUCAUGCCUCUGAACAUAAGCAGCUGA